AACUUCCCAUUUUUUUCAAGAGUUUCUCAGCUCCAUACGUCAGAAGUGCCAGUUACCUCACAUGCCUGACAGGCACCAAGUGUGGAAGUUAGAUCACCCACGUGACAGAAACUCAAGUCCUUGUAAGGAGCUCGGUCACAGAUGUAAAUAAAAGGACUUUGGCUUUUGUAGGGUGAGAUCCAUAAUCAUUAACUCAUUUGACUUAGAAAAACAGUUUGGUUUCAGAUAAUUCAGUAGAAGGUAAAGUCUUUUACUGUGAAUGGAAAUAAAAUAAAUGAAGCUCGUCUCCACCAGGAGUACUGAGACUCAUCAGGUAAAGGCUUUUCUAGUAAACAUGUCCCAGGUGAAAUCUUGUGGAUCCAGACACAAGUUUUGAUCUUGACGACUCCUCGGCUUCAUCCUCAGUCCUUCGGAGUUUUAAGGAUUCUCCAGAACCAAAACAUCAGCCUCACACCCGAACUGCUACUGACCAUAAGUGCAGCUGAAACCAGAAGGAAAUGAGUUGCGUCCGUGCCUGCUUCAGAGACAGAGGUCCUCACGCAGAGACAGAAGCUAUGAAAAGGCAAAACUCUAGUCAGGAGCACGAAACUAUUGAAUUACAAGAAGAUAAUGUGGAGGAAAGUGAGGCAGAUCAUGGCAAGCCUCUAAAUGCUCAAAUAAGAAAGGAGACAGAUCACUGGAAAUCAUGCGGUAAUAUAGUUUUCUGGAAGUGUAAGCUAUGGAUGGUUAUAACUACAAUUUUUCUAGUAUUCUUCCUGGUCAUUCUCAUCAGCCUAAUUCUUUAUUCUAAUGUUUACACAGAUGAGGAUGACUACUGGGAUCCUGAUGCACUAUUAAAUAGUGGAAAUUAUCGCAAUUUUUCGGGAACUUUUAAGUUAAUGUGUGGUCUCCCACAUCAUUUCUCUGAAAACAUCACUAAGAGGUUAAUAGAUAUCUACAGUUCAUCUCCAGCUCUGGGACGCUACUUUAGGUCACCUCCGGUAGUUUAUUUCAGUAAUGAAAGCUCUACUGUAUUUUAUCAGCUAGAGUUUUCUGUACCACCAUCAACGGAGGAGUUUAUGGAAAACACAAUGAACCCAGAUUUUAUAAGGAAUGUUUUACUUCAAAGUAUUUAUGAUGAAGAUGAUACUUUUAAUCCUGGGACAUCUGAAUGUAACAAAUUAAAGAUUGACCUGACUUCUCUCACAUUAGCAUAGAAAUGAUGAAAAGACUCCUCAUCUUCAUCUCCACCUAGAAGAGAUGGGUUUCUCCUAUUAGUAAUCCCAGCAUAGGGGACCAUUCAUUAGGUAGAAACAGUUCUAAAGACGUCCUCUAAAUACUGUCUGUCAUUAUUGUAAAUGGAAAAUGUGGUAUAUUUAUAACAGUAUUAUACUCCUAUAACACCUCUACCUCCUUCUUCAUUUUUGUCCUAAUAUCUCAAUAACCCAUUUCACUUCUGUGAAAAUCAUGUGUCUUGUCUGAUGCACGCUCUGUUGACUUUGAAACCUCUGCUUUGUCUUGCCUUAUGACUAAAUUUGGACUCCUUGCAUGAACUUUAAAAGCACGUGGCUCCUUUAUUUUCUCGGCUUAUCCAAAAUUAUCUGCACAGCUUCGUUCUUAAUGCUCGCUUCCACCCAUGCUUAUGUGUGUUACUUCUUCCUCUGCUAACUUCAUAUGCCAUGAUUCCCCAUUGUUCUUUCCUCAUAAAACAGCCUGAAAACUUAUAUAUCCUCUCUAUUUUCUUGAAUUAUGUGUAAGACCUUUACACUAGCUUCUUAAGUGAACUUCAGUUCUCAUGAUUCCAUUGUUCAUCCUGCAGUCUUCUGAGAUACGUGGAUAAUGUAAAGAGAAACAAAGGUAAAAAUAUUGGGAAGAAACAUGUUGUGUUCACUAAAUGCAUCUGAAUGCCACAGGAUUUUUUCAAGGGUCAGAUUAGUUGUGUGCUUUAAUAACUAGCUACUGUUACUAGUGAAUAGACAACCAUUUGACUGAUAUUUGUAAUUCAAAGAGAAACCAGUCUAUACCCUUAAUUGUAGUCCCUGUCCAAGCAGUGGGGACAAAAAUGAACGGAUGCGAGAUAUUUGCCUUAAUAAGGCAGAAAGUAGUUGUUCUUGUUGACAAGAGAUCAGAUGAGAUGGACCAAUACCAAGAGAAAGGUGCUUAAACAGACCAAGUAGGCCAACAUGGCAUAUAAGUUAUAACUAGUAACUGGCUAUAACAUGAAAAUUAAAAACUAAGCAUUAACUCUAUGUGGAACAGAAUAGAUUCACUACCACGUUAGUGAAGUAUAACUUCUUGUCAUUUGUUUAUAUCCAGUGUAAACGUUAAUAUUGUUGGAUAGACAAGUUUAUUUUAAGAAACCUUUUGUAAUGUGAAAAAUAUCUUAUUAGAAACUGUGUUUCUCUUUUUCUAAUAUUACUGGUUUAUUUAAAGAGUAAUCUGACAAUUUUACUAUGCAUUAAAUUAUUUUUUUUUAGUCUUA
Molecule: messenger RNA, 2461 nt
Organism: Columba livia (rock pigeon)
Lineage: Eukaryota; Metazoa; Chordata; Aves; Columbiformes; Columbidae
Gene: C1H3orf52
Product: chromosome 1 C3orf52 homolog
Exons: 7
Coding region: 498-1196 (232 amino acids)
Source: RefSeq, a predicted model, not a curated record